Messenger RNA from Talaromyces rugulosus, 1269 nucleotides. RefSeq lists its product as uncharacterized. NCBI's taxonomy places the organism in Eukaryota, Fungi, Ascomycota, Eurotiomycetes, Eurotiales, Trichocomaceae. The record is from RefSeq and is a predicted model, not a curated record. The transcript has 4 exons. The coding region runs from base 1 to 1269 and encodes 422 amino acids.
AUGGUCGAAUUUCUCCCUAUAUUUAAAAAGGCCUAUUGGACUUUGGCCGCGGCCGGUCUUGUAUAUGUCUCAUGGGUAUACGCCAUGACAUAUCCAAGCGUCCAACGAUUUGCUCUGUAUGCCCACAAAGUCAAUCCGGCCAUUUGGCAGGACGUGAACGAUGUUGAGAACUUUGGGUUUCUAAGAACUCAAGUCCAGCCAUUCCACUUGGUGACUCCCGAUAAUGAAACGCUGUACGGAUGGCACAUGCUCCCAUUGCAUCUUUGUAAGAAACAUGAACAGCUUCUAGAAGAGAAUUGGUCCAAGGGACCGGCAGAAGACUACAGCAAAACCAGUGCCUACAAGCUACUUGCCGAAGAUCCAAAUGCUCGAGUUGUUGUAAACUUUCAUGGCAAUGCUUUACACCUGGGCUCGAUGGUCCGCCCAGAGAUGUAUCGUAUGGCUCUUGGAAUUUCAACCCCAGAAAACCCGGUGCAUGUCUUUGCCCUCGAUUACAGAGGAUAUGGAAACUCCACAGGGUCUCCGACAGAGGAAGGGCUCAUCACUGACGGACUGACGCUUCUGAACAAGCUCACUUCUGCACCUUUAUCCAUUCCUCCCUCACGUAUUGUGAUCUCAGGCCUAAGUCUUGGCACUGCUGUGACAUCUGCGGUUGCAGAACGCUUUGCCUUCGGUGCACCUGAGUCAGCUGUAAUCCAGCCAGCUCUGAAAGAUCCCGAGCCCUUUGCGGGCAUCGUCCUAUUAGCAUCGUUCAGUAACCUUCGCAGUCUUAUUGACUCAUACAGCUUUUUUGGACUGACCCCCCCGAUGCUUUCGCCUUUGAUCGGCUAUCCUCAAGUCCAGCAAUGGGUCUUGUCACGCAUCGUUGAUACCUGGAAAUCCAAUUCCCGGCUAGCACGACUCACUGGAUUAAAACCUCAAAACACAGAAUCCGAUGCCCGCCAUGCUGAGAAGGGUGUGGAUAUCACGAUAAUCCACGCCAGGAAUGAUAGGGAGAUCCCUUGGCGAGAAGGAUUCACAAACUGGAAAUCAGCUACUGGAAUAAAAAGCUCGAAUGACGAACCCACAGAAGGCAAAAUAAUUCACAAACGGGUCGCCGAGCACGGUUUGACAGAGACCAAGGUUUGGGAAAAGGAGAUCCCAAGCGCCUACUCCAAGACCAAACAGGUGAAACGAGUGCGGUGGGAGAAGGUUGGAUUUGGUGGUCAUGACCGCGUGGGCACUUAUUCGGUGGCUGCACUUGCUAUUUUGCGCUCAUUUGAAGAGUAA